CAGUGUGUGAGAAGCGAUUGUGUCAAGAGUCGCUCGUAAGUCAAAAUCCAUCCCGAAAGUGAAGUUGGUGGAAAAAGAUGACUGCCUCCGUCGUUUCGUAGUUUUGUCGUCGCGUAAAAUUAGCCCCCCAAAAAGUGGCCAACCGCAAAACCGUCGGCAUCAGCAGAUUCCGGAAGUGUUUCCGUGGCUUUUAGGCUACUAGCCUUCGUGUUGAUCGAUAGUUUCCCUGAGUUGUGAGUGUUUUGUGUGGUGAACGUCGCAAAAGUGGCAUAAAAUUUCUGGGUCUGUGGGGGGAAUAAUGUUCGACAACGACCUCCGCCCGGAACAGAAUGAGGGCCAGUUUUGUCGAUUGUGCUUCACAAAGUCGGCCGAGCUGUGUCCGCUGUUUCCGCCAGCCAGCAUUCCGAACAAGGCGCUGCUUCACAAAAUUUUCGACUGCACCACCAUAACGCUAAGCUUUCGUGACGACCAUAAUGCACAAAUAUGUACCAGCUGCGUCGUUAGCAUUGAAGCCUUCUUCAAGUACAAAAUAAAAUGCGUGGAAAACGACAAAUUGUUGCGGAAACGACGAACAAAUUUCUUCACAGGGAUAGGUCUUACGAGUGAUCCGGUUGAGACAAAAAAGGAUGGUGGCGAUGGCGAAGACAAACAGGAUGAUGAGCAAUUGAGCAAAAUAGAAGGCGAACAAAAGCCAGAAGAUGACUCUUCCAAUUGCCAGGUCAAACAGGAAGUCAUCGAAGAUGAUGAUGACGAUGACGGUUAUUUUAACCCGGAUCAGUUCCUGGCACAGGAGACGCAAAUCGGCGAUAAACAAAUUGAUCAAUCCGUAUUGAAUGGCACCGAUGAUAAUAGUUUUGGACCGAGUAAUACUAGUGGUAUGGAACGAGGCUGGAAGACAACUGAGUUUUCUCCACAGGGUAGUGGUUCCGUGUUAAAACCCCUGAAGAUAACCGACUAUUCAAACCUGGACGGUAGACGUGGAAGGCCACAAACCUUCAUCACAACCGUUCCAACAGAGCGUCUUCUGGCCCGCCCCAAUCCAUUUGCCGCCAAUUCAUUCCACACAUCGUCGCCUCUGCGGCAACCGAAUCAACCACCAGUUCGAGGCUUCGAAGGCGCUUUUCGACAGCACUUCAAUAUCAGUAACGGCAAUCGACAGCCUUUGGCACAACCGAUGAACCCACGCAAUCCCAUGGGCGGUCGAUUCGACACGUUUUCUCUCAGUACCAUGGAACAAACGAAGAAGGUGCAGAAGUUCCUGGACGAAGGUUUGCGGGAUCUGAUUUUACAUGCCGGAACGUCGAACCUAAAUUUCGCCGUGGACGGCGGAUACACCAACUUCAAGGUAGUAAAAGCGCGACUAAACUCGUACAACCUGAUCUUCGAGGGUAAUCGCUUCCUGCGACGGAACAAGUCAUGCAGUGGCCUACCAAAAUGGUACUGGGCAUGCAGCGUUAGUGGCUGUCCGGUCAAAAUCUGCAGCUACAAGGGACGGCUGUUCAAAACCAACGAUAAGAUCAACCAUGUCCAUCCUCCGACAGAGACAGAUGAGAGCGAACACGAAGUGAUUCUUCCAGACCAGGCCGAUGAGUUGAUGGUACAACGUGAUUCGCCGUUAUCCUCAGCGAUACAGUCCCGUCCUCCACACCAGAUUCAGCGUCCUCCUUUACCGAUCAUUUCGUCGGUAAAGGAAGCCGUAACCGAUCUUCCCAAGAAAGAGGAAGAGUACGAAAGCCCUGCAUCCUACAAAGUGGUUGUGGAGGAGGACAAAACAGAUGCUCUCAUUUAUAAGGAGCACAAACAUAAACUUGUAAGUAGCGAAGCUAAUGGUGUUAGGUUAUGGAAAUGUCUAACUACUCUGGAGAACGGGGACGUAUGUGGUGACUCGAUUCGACAAUUAAUUGAUGGCAGAAUAAAGCUAGAAAAAUCAAUCAAAAAGGAAAAAUUAGGCGAUGGUGAGACAGAUAAUGAAACCAACAAUGAAGAUGAUGGUGAUGGUUCAGAAAAACGGAGAAAUCGUUCUCCCAAAGUGGCGGUUUACGAGGGUUAUCACUAUAAAUAUUGUCACGCUCGACCCGAAGGCACUCUCUACUGGCGAUGCAUGCUUAAACAGGACAACAACUGUUUGGCUUCACUGCACACCAAAGCCACAUUUGAGUUCCUUAACUUCAACGAUCAAACACACAAUCACGAUCCUCCGGAUCCAAAUGUGGAUCUGGAAAACGCCAUCAUAUGCAAAAUUGAACCAGCAGCUGAAAAACCUCCGGCGGCACCAUCUGCUGGAUCGACUGACUUCCAGUUGGUGAAAAGUGGGCAAAAGCGCGAGUUCCUUAUCUAUCAAGGGUAUCGAUACUAUUUCCAGUACGAGUCCAAAAACGGCAAACGGUCGUAUCGGUGUACAAUGUUCCGCAACUGUCCGGCUGGGGCAUUCCUUAUGCCGGACAACACAAUUGCAGAGGCUAAAAACUUUGUACAUACACAUCCCCCUACGGAAGAUUUGGAAAAGUAUGUCACUAAAGAUAGUUUAAUUACCAGUCCUAUCAAGAACGUCGAUGGGCAGCCGGGAAGGCAACAGCGAACGGCAGUCGAAGCUGGUCAUUUUCCUAAUCUCAAUGAUCCCGUAGCCAGUGCCAGUGCCAGAGAGGAAAUCGCCCGCGCCAACGGAUACAAAAUAAUCAAAAACUACAAAGGCAAAGAUAUUCUCAUUUACAACGGUUGGCGAUACUUUGUUGACUAUAAGAAGAAAAAUGGUGGACAAGUUUGGCGUUGUUCUUCGCACAGAUUGUGCCGUGGUGCUGUUCACUUGUUCCCGGAUGGUUCGAUAAACUACGCCAAGCUCGUAGAUCACAAUCACAUGCCUCCGAAACGAAAUCUCACCACUCCCAACAUGUCCAUGGAUUCCAGCGGUAUGUCCAUCUCCGGUAUGAGCAGCAGCUUCACCGCUGGAAUGAUACCGGAUUUUGCCUCGAACGCCUACACCCCACCUUACCACCGUUACAUACUGCACGAAGGCCACAGGUUUCGAUUUGCUACCCGGAAACGCGAGGGUACCAUCUAUUGGCGUUGCGCCAUGAGGCUAGACACCAAAUGUCCGGUUUCCUUCCACACCAAGGAAGACACGUACGAGUUGGUCAGUAUGCGCAAUCAGGAGCACAACCACCCGGUGCCAGAGGUUUGGCCCGAGGUGGCCGGUGGUCAGAUCGAGGAAGAGCUUCCCGUGGUUAAAUUGCCGCAGGAGGAAAUCGGAACGACGGAUUUUAUCUUGACGAAAAACUCCAAGGGACGGGAUGUCGUGCUGUACCAGAAUGGACGGUACUAUCUGGACUACUCCAGGAAGGAUGGGAAGAUAGUCUUCAGGUGUUCUGCUGUUGCAGGUUGCCGUGCCACCGUCCUUCUUCUUCCGAACAAAACCCUUGUGGUCAAUCGAGAGCUGAUGCAUACCCACGGUUUCCCGUUGGUAAUGGACAACAUGAUGAAUUCGUCUUCACUGUCGCUCCGAAAUCCGACCAGGGAGAGCAAAAUAGACGACGACGUUCAACUGAUUGCUCCGCCAGACCCGCUGUGUCUGGACAUGGAACCGUCUUCUUCAGCAUCAUCUUCAUCAUCAUCAGCACAUCAUCUGCCGAAGUUCAUCAUUCAUCAUGGCUAUCAUUACAAAUUUGUUUCUACGAACGCGAACGACCGGAUGGCCUUCUGGCGUUGUUCAAAUUUUGAGGCUAAGAUGAAUUGCCAGGCGACACUCUACACGACGCUGGCUGGACAAGUGAUACGUACUAACAAUAUGAUGCACAACCACAAAACAGAAGACUACCACAACAGCUCGGCCAACAACAGUUUGGCUCGGCGAAAAACGAUGAUCGGCUCGCGGGAUUACAAGAUCGUCAAGAACUGGAAGAACCGCGAUGUGUUGGUGUUCCAGCAGUGUCGAUACUUCCUGCACUACGUCCGGAAAGAUGGUCGCAAAGUGUGGCGCUGUUCGGCGAUCCGGAGUUGCCACGCAGCAGUUUACCUGGGGGCGGAUGGACGAGUGGACCAAGUCAAGGGCGAACACGUACAUGACAUUCGACCGGAGGGUGAACCCCGGCGGAGACGACCCAGAAAACCUCGAUUGGAAUUGUUGCCACCACAAGCCGUUCCAACUGGCAAUCACCACCGCCAUAUGGGUGGCAAUGGAAUGCCCCAUCCGGGAGGAAACGGCAGCGAAUGGAUCGAUUACAGUGACUAUGGUAUGCAGAUGAGUGGAAGCAGCAACGACAACAACUCGUUGUGGGAUAACUUUAACCCACACCAAAUAGCAACCAUGGGAGGUGGAGGGCCGCCAGUAGGGGACAAUGGAGAGAACUUUGACUUUAGCUACCAUUCGGUGUUCGGCAAUCAAUCCAGCUUUGGUGAUAGCUACGGAAUGGACGCAGACGACGAGCCGCUUCCACUAGAACCGGAUGUGAGCUUCCAGGAGAAUGAUGACAACUACGAUACCUUGGAAAACCAUCAAGAUCUCGAACCAGUGGUACAGAUGGUUGAGUGAACAUUUUUUCAUUAUAUUUCGAUUAAGGUUAUAGAGUGAUAAAUAAAUAUAUUUGAUCCUUUUUUUAGCAAACAAAAGUUAGAUGGUAAAGCGAAUCAUCCGCAAAAUUACCUGAAAAUAACGUUGUUUAUUUUAGUUCCCCAUUUUAUUAGGACUGUUAUAUCAAGAAUAUUCAUCUGCACACCAAGAGCAAAAGUAUUGUUUAUUAUUUUUAUUUUGUAAACCACUAUUUAAUACAGUUUAUAAACCAAUUGUGAGAUAGACAAAUAUGGAAAAUAAAAUGCUCGAAAAAGAACAGAAUGUUUAGUAAAAAAAUCCUUUAUUCAAUGCCACUUCACAUGAGAGUACUUGGCCAGUUGGGAAAUGUGCUGAUUCUGAUGUAAAGAGUAAAGAUAAAGAAAAUUUCCACACUAUUCGAGUGGACGAUUUGUAGAGCGGUUGAAAAGGGAAAAAUACUAUUUCUAUUAUAGGUAUACCUAUAUUUUAUUAGUUUAUAGAAUCGCAAACAUUUAUCAAUUUUAUUAUUUACACCAACAAACUCACAGAAGCCACCACUCGACGUAAAAAAUAGAUAAGCCAGCACCCUACUAAAAGUAAAUCUUUUAAGGACAAAUGCAAUUUUACAUGCCCUUUCCAAUGUUUAAGUACUACAUCAACAUGAUGCAAAUAUAUUAAUAAAAAUUA
Messenger RNA from Aedes aegypti (yellow fever mosquito), 5209 nucleotides. RefSeq lists its product as uncharacterized. The transcript is spliced from 4 exons. NCBI's taxonomy places the organism in Eukaryota, Metazoa, Arthropoda, Insecta, Diptera, Culicidae. Gene Ontology annotation, molecular function: zinc ion binding. The record is from RefSeq and is a predicted model, not a curated record. The coding region runs from base 299 to 4525 and encodes 1408 amino acids. Gene Ontology annotation, cellular component: nucleus.